GCUACUUCCGGUGAGUGGAGCUCAGUCAGCUGUCACUGGAUCUGAAGCACAGAAACAAACAGGACGUGAAAUGUCGAGUUUUAACGAAAAGUUCAGUUCCUACACGAUGAGCCAACUCAACGAAGUCCUGGAGGACGACGAGAAGCUCAGCGACAUGGUGCAGGACAUGGAGGAGGUGCAGGGGGUGCAGCAGAGCAAGGAGACGACGCUGGUGAGCAACCGGACCCUCGCUGAGCAGAACCUGGACCUGCAGCCCCGCCUGGAGCAGAGGAAGGAGACGCUGACCCAGCGAUACGCCCGCCUGCAGGAGAACUUCGAGUCCUUCCAGCUGCGCAAAUCCACCCUCGACCACACGUCAGGAAACACCUCCCUGGACAUUCUGCUGGCCCUUCUUCAGGCGGAGGGAGCCAAAAUAGAGGAGGAGACAGAGAACAUGGCCGACUGCUUCCUAGACGGAGACAUGCCUCUGGACUCCUUCAUCGACUCGUACCAGAGCAACAGGAAGUUGGCCCACCUGCGGAGGGUGAAGAUCGAGAAGCUUCAGGAGAUGGUGAUGAACGGCCAUCGGCUCCCCACGGUCCCAAACUCUCGAUCUCAGGACGUUCCUUCGUCUGUCGCCUCGCUGAUUAACGGCAGCAGCGGAUCGUCUCCCGCCGCUCAACCCAGGAGGAAAAGCCCUCCAUCCCAACCGGCGCCAAUUCUCAACCAAUAUCCCGCCGCCGAACCCCCUGCUGUCUACUCUCCGUACCCGCCGAUCCCUCCCAGAACGGGUCAACCUUUCCCCGACGUCUCCUCUGGAUACCCCGCCCACUUCAUGUCUCAGUACCCCCCCGCCGUGCCUCAGAGGCCCGCCCCUCGUCUGGCCCCGACGCCCGGCUUCAUCAUGCAGUAAACAACACUCUUGACUUUUUAAUCACUUUAAUGGAAAAACUCCUUGAGAACUAUUUUUCUACGACGCCUUCUCGGGGGAAAUCGCGGGAGACAAGGCGGACGUGCAGCGGCUGGUCGGGUCGGCUGAAGCAGAUCUUAUCCCCGAAAAAGUGGAUUUUCUUUUUGCGCUCACUCCCAUUAUUUUAACACUCCACAUCGGCCUCGCUGUCCUGCGUCCCUCCAGAGGAAGCGCAGGAGGAUCUUUCUCUCAGCACCUUUCAAACAAGCUUUUCCGGAGCACAUUUAAAAAUAAAAGAUUUGAUUUCCACCCGCAGCAUAAUGAAUCAGCGGUAUAUGCAAACAAAGAGAGACCCUAAUUACUGUGCAGGCUUCAGGAGAAUCUGCAUCUAUGCUGUGAUUUUACUUUCUCUUUUUUUAUUCUAAAUUCACAAGGUACAUAGGAACAUAUUGGAGCUUCUUUUUUUUAUAAAAUAUAGUACUAAUGGAGUUAAUAUUAGACUGAUAUUAACGUAUGUGAAGGUGUUUCUUCUCGGGAGGUCUACUGGUCCAAGAGGGCCGAGCGUUGACCUCAGAAGUCAAAGGGAGUGGAAGAAGAGACGUUGAACUGUCGUAGUAAUCGAGGAGGCGAGUGCAGCCUCGUGCUAAAUGAAGGAUUUUGUAUAGCCAUUGAUGUUCUCCGUGGGUUCUUGUUGACCUGCAGCACUCCUUUAUACUGUCCUCUGUCUUACGGUGCGUUCACAACCGGACGUGGAGCGAAUGCUUGCCUUUAGAGUUUGACCGCGGCAUCGUUGGUGUUUACUUGCGUCACUCAAAGUAGAUGUGCUGUCGAGGAGGCGGGGCUUAUCUCCAUAUAGAUACCAAUACUAACAUAUAUGCCAUGGUGUAAAUGUAAUACACAAAAUGAUGCUGGAAUAACAUCAUACUGAUAUCGAUGCAUGUAAUGGAUAUCGAUCAGGCUAUGCUAAGCUACCGUAGUAGAUUCUCCGUCCCGCUCAAAAUAACAUCAUACAGACAAUAAUAACGCACCGACUGUAUUUGCCGUGGACCGUCUGUGGUUUGUACACUUUUGAAAACACUGAUAUUUCUCCCGUUUCUGAACAAGUAGGAGGAAAUGUGUGCUAACCGCUAACGGCUAACGGCUGCUGUAUGGUUGUAUGUAUCAACAACGGCAGAAACGACCGAUGGAGAUUCUCACCGCUGAUUGGCUUUUUGUAAAAAUAGUCAACCAAAUGUAUCGCUGGAGUUGAAAAAUGGAAGUCUUAUGAAUACAGCGUAGCCAUAUCAUCAGUUUCAUUGGCGCCGCCGUCUUUUCAUUGACUUUUUAAAUGCUAAAUAUUCGCUCCCCGUCCGUUGUGAACGCUCCGUUAACGUUGGGAUUGGACAUUGGUGCCAACAGCUCUUCGGAUCUCAUCUGGUUCUGUCACCGAGCACCAAAGAUCACUCCAAACUUUUUUUAUUUUAAGUGAGACAUGUAGUCAAACCAUUGUUCCCAACAUAUCUGUGUGUUGCUCAAACACUCUUUUUGUAAAGCGAGACAUUGUUUUCUUCAGGAGGAACUUGCCAGGUCCACCAGGCUUUGAGAGGAAAUGUUGUUUUUUGUUUUGAAAAUCACUCCCGUCGCUGUGCACUGUUGAAGAGCCGCGAGUGCCUACACUUGAAGUAUCACGUCCUGCUGACUGCUCCAUGUCAGAUCGACCCCCCCAACGACAAACUUUCUGAGCAUUCAGUGUCUUCAUCCUCCUGCUACUGAUCUCCUGUUCCACCAGAUGGCAGAAACAAGGCGGUCUGACGGUGCUUCUUUCCCAUUCCUCCUCCAUAGAGUGGUGCAGGAAUGAGUCCUAAAACCCUGAAAUGAGUCGGCACUUUUAUCACUUCCUGUUCCCUCGCUUGGAUGUCAAUUGUUUUGGAUAAAUAAGAUCUAUGGGUAACAUAUUGACACCACUUUUUUAGUAGUUGAAGCAUAAAUGCAAUCUCCAGAAGUAGAAAACUAACGUGAUGCUAUAAAGGCACGGUCACCACCGCUAAGCUAAAGGUGGCUAAUGUUAAGUCAUGUGACCGUGCUGUAGUUCCUUUAAAGCCCAACAUUAGCCACCUUUAGCUUAGCGGUGGUGACGUUAAGUCAUGUGACCGUGCUGUAGUUCCUUUAUAGCCUAGCGUUAGCUUUGUACUCCAGAAAUCAUAAAGUGGUGUUAAUAUGUGGAGAUUAUCCUGCUGAACAAAACAAGGGACAUGCUGCCUUCAGGGUCCACUACAAAAAUAGGUCAUCCCUGCACCACUCUGAAACAUCGAGGUUUGCAUGUGUUGUGCUGUUUUUAUUUUUUAUUAUUGGUGAAAUAACAGGGCCCUGAAAAGUUUCGUGUCAUAUCUUGGUGAUCAAUCAGUGAUGAAUCGUCACGAUGAAGCAUUUAACGACUAACUAAUGGAUAACUCUUCUGUGCAUGGCCUUCGCUCUUCGUGUCCAGUCUGAAGAUCCCUCUUACCUCUUACCUAAUACCUUUUAUUUCUCGUCUAGCCGUUGAGCUGUAAGUUUGAACUGAUCCUCUCUCCAUGGUUUUAUAUGUGGUUGGUGAUAUUCUCAGUGUAAUGUUGUAGGUGUUUACUUAUAAUGAAUGUUUAAGUGGAAUUUAAUGCUAUUUUCAAGUUCAAUAAAUCUCAAAUUUUUGUAUCUGCUUUCA
This is a messenger RNA of Trematomus bernacchii (emerald rockcod), 3566 nucleotides long. It is a transcript of the gene vps37ba, whose product is annotated as VPS37B subunit of ESCRT-I a. The record is from RefSeq and is a predicted model, not a curated record. Bases 71 to 892 code for a protein of 273 amino acids. NCBI's taxonomy places the organism in Eukaryota, Metazoa, Chordata, Actinopteri, Perciformes, Nototheniidae. Gene Ontology annotation, biological process: ubiquitin-dependent protein catabolic process via the multivesicular body sorting pathway; protein targeting to membrane; protein targeting to vacuole. Gene Ontology annotation, cellular component: ESCRT I complex. The transcript has 4 exons.